AUUUGCUUCAUAACCUCAGGAAGUACGUUUUGAUUAUUAAGUUUCUUUGUGAGCAAUUUUCCAAAAUCUCUUCAAGUUACUAUGACAACAGAAAUGUACUGACUACAUUUGCUACUGUGUAAAACAUUUGUAGAGUUGGUUUUUAUGCUAACCACCUUAGCGUGCUAGAAGUUUUUUUUUUUUUUUUUUAAGCUGACAUGUUGCUACAUUUCCUGGCAAUUUGUUGAGUGCUGUGCAAUGGCACAAAAUCACUGACACGACUGUUUUUCAGCACAUGUUCAUAUUUCUGGUUGCACAACAUGCAGUCUAAGUUGGGACAUAUCCUUAGAAAUACUGCUUAAUAGCACUAAUGGUGGUCUAAUCUUUAUGCAUCCUGCACCUUUAAUAUCAGGAGGGGAUUUUUUUAAUGAUACAAAUAUUACAAAUACUAUGUUCAUAUUUUGCCAUCUUGUCAAAUCCCAAAUACCCAAUCAGAUUUUAAAGCCGGUUCAUGGAAACUUUACAGUUCACAUAGAAUUAAUUUCUGAUUAAAAUAUAAGUGAUUAAAUCUAAAUGCUGUCAUCGUCCCACAUUCAACAGAGAGCGCCUACGGACACACAGUAUUGAGUCAUCUGGGAAGCUGAAGAUCUCCCCUGAGCAGCACUGUGACUUCACUGCAGAGGAUCUGAGAGACCUUGGUGAGAUUGGCCGUGGGGCGUAUGGCUCCGUCAACAAGAUGGUCCACAAACCCACAGGCCAGAUCAUGGCUGUCAAGAGGAUUCGCUCCACUGUGGAUGAGAAGGAGCAGAAGCAGCUGCUGAUGGACCUUGAUGUAGUGAUGAGGAGUAGUGACUGUCCCUACAUUGUGCAGUUCUAUGGCGCCCUCUUCAGGGAGGGGGACUGUUGGAUUUGUAUGGAACUUAUGUCUACCUCAUUAGACAAAUUCUACAAAUAUGUAUAUUGUGCAUUAGAUGACGUCAUUCCAGAGGAAAUAUUAGGCAAAAUAACAUUAGCAACCGUUAAAGCACUGAACCACUUAAAAGAAAACUUGAAAAUAAUUCACAGAGACAUCAAACCUUCCAACAUUCUUAUGGACCGAAAGGGGAAUAUCAAACUGUGCGAUUUUGGCAUUAGCGGCCAGCUGGUGGACUCCAUAGCCAAGACCAGAGAUGCAGGCUGCAGGCCUUACAUGGCACCUGAAAGGAUAGACCCCAGUGCUUCUAGACAAGGCUAUGAUGUCCGGUCCGAUGUAUGGAGUUUGGGAAUCACCCUGUAUGAGCUGGCAACAGGAAGAUUCCCCUACCCUAAGUGGAAUAGUGUUUUCGAUCAGCUGACGCAGGUGGUAAAAGGCGAGCCUCCCCAGCUCAGCAACUCAGAGGAGAGGCAGUUCUCCCCCAAGUUCACCAACUUUGUUAACCUAUGCCUUACAAAGGAUGAAUCAAAAAGGCCAAAGUACAAGGAGCUUCUGAAACACCCUUUCAUUCUGAUGUAUGAGGAGCGUUUUGUGGACGUCGCCAGCUAUGUGUGUCGCAUUCUGGAUCAGAUCCCUGCCUCUCCUAUCUCGCCCAUGUAUGUCGACUGACAGUUAGUCCAGUGAGGGUUGGGGGAGGGGGGUCAUUAGCCAACAGUGGGUUGGACACCAAGUUUUGUGACGCGACGUUUGACAUCUUAGCCCUAAGAGUUAGGUGGGAUCACCAGUUUUUUUUUUUGUUUUUUUUUUUC
Messenger RNA from Haplochromis burtoni (Burton's mouthbrooder), 1701 nucleotides. RefSeq names its product dual specificity mitogen-activated protein kinase kinase 4. Lineage: Eukaryota; Metazoa; Chordata; Actinopteri; Cichliformes; Cichlidae. Gene Ontology annotation, molecular function: ATP binding; JUN kinase kinase activity. The record is from RefSeq and is a predicted model, not a curated record. The coding region runs from base 716 to 1561 and encodes 281 amino acids. The transcript is spliced from 9 exons. Gene Ontology annotation, biological process: MAPK cascade; protein phosphorylation.